ACUAUUGAAGUAUCAACAUGCUUCGUGUUAUUUUAUUAAUAUCCAUAAUUCUUAAUUUUGCGAAUUGUAUUCCGUGUCUUUCAGGUGACUGCGGUUUAAAUGCUAAUAUCGGCAAUCAAAUUAGUAACGGGAAUAUCGAUUAUUCAGAUUAUCCAAACCCGAGUGUAGAUGACGCCCUAGACAACCGUAUAGAAGACCACGAUGAAUACCAACACUCCGGUGAUGGAAUUGAUCCCGACGAUCACUUUCAAGCCACAAACAUUGGACAUGUUAACUCGGGUAUCCAGAUUACACAACCUCAACCUGGAUAUAACGUGUACAUACCAGUACAACCUCCUCAGGUAAAGCCUCCUAACCAUGUGAAACCGAAGCCAAGUCCCCCAAUACGACCUAAAAAACCAAACCAUGGGCAUGUGAAACCUACUAAGAAACCUCCAAAACAACCCAGAAAACCUAAUCCAGGUCAAAAACCUUCCGUUCAAUGUACAAAUUUUAAUAAUUGUAUCGCUGGAACUAAUGCAAAACCAACCAAGAAUUCUAAAGUAAAUAUCCAGAGCAAUGGUCAUGUAAAACCUACUAAAAAGCCUCCAAAAAUUACUAGAAAACCAAACACCAAGACUACUACUAAAAAACCACAUGUUAAAUGUACAAAUAAUGGAAAAUGUGAUUCUGGGAAUAACGAACAAUCAAAUCAAUUUACAACUGCUACUCCCGAAAACACUGGUACUAUUAUAGGCCCUCCUGUUAAAUGUACGAGUAAUUGUGCGACUGGAACAAAGGCAGAACCAACCGAUAAUUCUAAAGGAAACACACUGGACAAUAGUGACGUGAAACCUACUAAAAGACCUCCGAAAAUUUCUAAAAAACCAAACAUCAAGAGUACUACUAAGAAACCACAUGUUAAAUGUACAAAUAAUGGAAAAUGUGAUUCUGGAAAUAAUGUGCUACCAAAUCAAGCUACAACUCCCAAAAAUUCUGGUACUAUUAAAAACGAUAAUAAAUGUGUAAGUAAAAAAGUCUGCACUAUUACACAAGAUGAUGUAGGUAAAGAAAUCGAAAACUGUACGUACUAUAAAGAUUGUAAUGAAACACAAAAUCCUAAAGGAAAUAAUAAGGCCAAGCCCAAAAAAUCUGUGAAUUUCGACAAAGUGUUUGAUAACCUAGCCAAAAAGGUAAUUGCCUUUGAUAAAGCAAUUUUGUUGCAUUGCACAAAAUAUCAAAACGAAGUCUAUGAGUUUUACGGAAAAGACAAGUAUACAUUAGAAUACAAACUACCAAUGGGAUAUAAGACUGAGGAUUUUGAUGUGAAGGCAAAGCAUAGGGUUAUUUAUGUUAAAGCAAAUAAUCAGCAACUGGGUAAUUUUAAUGACAUAAGAUUGGUAUCUGAUAUAUUAAAUAUAGAACAUACAGAUUGGGAGUUACAUGGUGAUAAACUGAUAAUAAAUAUUCCAUACAAGACGCAAUUGGAACAACAAAGCAAAAUUAUUUGUUCUAAUACAAUAAAUAAUAAUACUAUACCAAUUUUGCCAUUAGAUGACCAGGUGUUUGUCUAUAGAAUGCGUAAGCCAUAAAAAUCCGUUGAGUAUUAUAAUUUGUACUAUUAGUAUUUCGUUGUAUCUAUUGUAUUGUGCGUGAAUUAACUUAUAAUAAAACAGAAUUGAAAGUGUUGACAAUUAGUGAUAUAAAAUUUCAAGUUGUCUAACAAUUUAAUUUGUAAGUCAAAACCUAAAUUAAAAUUUACAUGUAAGUUUUUAAAUACUACACCAAUUUUGUCGUUUGAUGAUGAUGUUAUUCACUUAUAAGUAUUAAAUAUGCAUUAUUAUAAUAUUAGAAUCAUUCAACAUUCUUAAAUAUUAUGAUUUGUACGUAUUUGACUGUUUUGUUAUAUUGUGUAAGUAUAUUGUGUUUAUUAAACAAAAUUUAAAAUGAUGACUAUUAUAAUUAUGGAUAGGAAUUUCACGAUUAUAUUUAAUAUUUUAAGGGCCGAUUUUUCAAUCCUUGGU
Molecule: messenger RNA, 2003 nt
Organism: Colias croceus (clouded yellow)
Lineage: Eukaryota; Metazoa; Arthropoda; Insecta; Lepidoptera; Pieridae
Product: sporozoite surface protein 2-like
Exons: 1
Coding region: 18-1571 (517 amino acids)
Source: RefSeq, a predicted model, not a curated record